UUAUUGUAUUCUCAUGUUUAUUGGGACACCCUGUAGAGGAUCUGAGGUGCAGGUAGAACAGUUGUAUUAUUGUAUUCUCAUGUUUAUUGGGACACCAUCUAGAGGAUCUGAGGUGCAGGUAGAAAAGUUGUAUUAUUGUAUUCUCAUGUUUAUUGGGACACCCUGUAGAGGAUCUGAGGUGCAGGUAGAACAGUUGUAUUAUUGUAUUCUCAUGUUUACUGGGACACCCUGUAGAGGAUUUGAGGAACAGGUAGAAAAGUUGUAUUAUUGUAUUCUCAUGUUUAUUGGGACACCCUGUAGAGGAUCUGGGGUGCUGGUAGAACAGUUGUAUUAUUGUAUUAUCAUGUUUAUUGGGACACCCUGUAGAGGAUCUGAGGUGCAGGUAGAAAAGUUGUAUUAUUGAAUUCUCAUGUUUAUUGGAACACCCUGUAGAGGAUCUGGGGUGCUGGUAGAACAGUUGUAUUAUUGUAUUAUCAUGUUUAUUGGAACACCCUGUAGAGGAUCUGAGGUGCAGGUAGAAAAGUUGUAUUAUUGUAUUAUCAUGUUUAUUGGGACACCCUGUAGAGGAUCUGAGGUGCAGGUAGAAAAGUUGUAUUAUUGUAUUAUCAUGUUUAUUGGGACACCCUGUAGAGGAUCUGAGGUGCAGGUAGAAAAGUUGUAUUAUUGUAUUCUCAUGUUUAUUGGGUCACCCUGUAGAGGAUCUGAGGUGCAGGUAGAAAAGUUGUGUUAUUGUAUUGAUACAUUGUCAGAUUUUACUCGGCCACUCACCACUCACCUGCAGCCUCCAGGUAAAAUGUCGCGGGGCUCCUCGUUUAAUCAAGAGGCGACAGAAUUUUAUAAAUCUUCGAAGCCAAUACUGCAACAGUUGACAAAUCUACGUAUUGUGUUGGAGACGAGUCUACUGAAGGUCCUAGAACUAAGAAAAAAGCAGAGAGGUCCAGUAUCUAGAGGCGAAUUACAAGGGAUAGAUAUAGUUUCCCCUAUAAAGCUUCUCAGUGAGACAGUGAAGAGUUUAGAUGCAGUUCUGGAGAAAUUUACAAAAUUAGGAAAACAAGAAAAACAAUGCAGUUCGUCACUUUUCUUUAGAGCCAGGUAGGAGACAGUCGUCUUUAUUCUUCAGAGCCAGGUAGGAGACAGUCGUCUUUGGUAUUCAGAGCCAGGUAGGAGACAGUUGUCUUUAUUAUUCAGAGCCAGGUAGGAGACAUUCGUCUUUAUUCUUCAGAGCCAGAUAGGAGACAGUUGUCUUUAUUCUUCAGAGCCAGGUAGGAGACAUUCGUCUUUAUUCUUCAGAGCCAGGUAGGAGACAGUUGUCUUUAUUAUUCAGAGCCAGGUAGGAGACAGUUGUCUUUAUUAUUCAGAGCCAGGUAGGAGACAUUCGUCUUUAUUCUUCAGAGCCAGGUAGGAGACA
Molecule: messenger RNA, 1408 nt
Organism: Eurytemora carolleeae
Lineage: Eukaryota; Metazoa; Arthropoda; Copepoda; Calanoida; Temoridae
Exons: 5
Coding region: 410-1096 (228 amino acids)
Source: RefSeq, a predicted model, not a curated record